AUGCGGUUGGAAGACUUUAUGAUGUACCCGGAUUGGGUCGGACGAAUGGCACUAUUGCCGAGAUUCAAUUGGAAAGGCAGGAGCUCAUCUGGAGAAGAGCGGUCUCUGACCAAGGACAUUCUCCUCAUACUGGGAGCACUGCAAUUGUUGUAUCACAAUUUCGGAAUUAUAAUGUACGGCUAUCUUAUUGAUGGAUCUCCAACGGAAUCACUUUAUAAUCUGGCGGAAUGGGCCGCUGUGGUCAGCAUGAUAGGAUUUACCGUUGUGGGGAGCCUCAACCUUUGGAUGCUGGUUUACCAAAAGCCACAGAUAGAGGAAAUUUUUAAGGAUUUCGAGGAGUUAUUUAAAUACGCUAAACAGAAAGAGAACCGCACCCAGCAGUACUACGAGGCGUAUACGCGAUAUUUACGAAACCUAAUUAUUUUCUAUAACACAGCCAUUGUGUACUACAACUCACUGCCAUUUCUUCUGCUGCUAUGGGAACACUUGAUGGAGUCAAGAGAGUUAAGCUACAAGGUCCAGAGCGUUUGCUGGUAUCCCUGGAGCAUAAAAGGAUCAGUGUUAGGUUUUAGUGCUGCAUACGUCCAGCAGGCUGUUUCAUGCCAGAUUUUUAUGGUCACCAUUGUGCUGGUCCAGUUUUUGGUUUGCUUCUUUGGCACCCAGUUGGAAAUACACUUCGACGGAUUGGCCAGCCAACUAGAGGCAAUCGAUGCUCGAAGCUCAGGAGCCAAGGACCAGCUGAGAUUCCUCGUCAUAUAUCAGAUCCAUUUGUUCAAACUGGCGGACAGUGUCAAUAGCAUACCACAGAUUGAAGAAGUGCUGGCAGAACUGCAGGACCUCUUUGACAAACGCGGAAAAUAUAACUCUGAAGCCAGUUACUAUUUGGAAAAAACCAAACUUAUGACGAAGAAGUUCACCAUGUUCUAUAUUAUUUCCAACUUCUACUACAAUGCAUUUCCCCUAUUGGUAAUGGCCUAUGAAUUUUUUUCGGAAUCUCAGGAACUGAGCUACAGGAUUCAGACCGUCUCCUGGUAUCCCUGGAAAACUUUAGGCUCAAUGCCUGGCUUCUGCGCCUCGUAUAUAAGCCAAAUAUUCUCAUCUGCUCAAAAUAUAGGCUUUAUGAUGGCCAAUCAAUUUUUGAUCAAUGUCUUCACCGCACAAUUGGAACUUCACUUUGAUGACUUAGCCAAUCAGGUGGAAAACCUUGAUGCCAGUGACUUCAGAGCCAAGAAAAAACUGAAAUCAUUAAUUUUCUAUCAUCAAAGAUUGCUGCUAUUAGCUGAUAAUAUAAAUCGUAUCUUUAACUUUACUUUUUUGAUCAGUUUGAUCACUUCUACUAUGGCCAUAUUUUCCAUGGCCUUUAAUUUGACCACGUUAAGUUUUGUAACAGCCAUUAAGUAUUCAUUGGGAGUUGGUUUAUUUAUGAUCUACACAUUUUCCAUAUGUCACAAUGGCACUCAGUUAACUCUGGCGAGUGGAAAAGUAAUGCCAGCCGCGUUUUAUAACAAUUGGUAUGAGGGCGAUCUUGCUUAUAGAAAAAUGCUGCUCAUUUUGAUGAUGCGCUCCACAAAACCUUAUAUGUGGAGAACCUACAAGCUGGCACCGGUAUCUAUUACCACCUAUAUGGCUGUGAGUAUUUGCUGA
Drosophila serrata is the source of this 1644-nucleotide messenger RNA. RefSeq lists its product as uncharacterized. Gene Ontology annotation, molecular function: odorant binding; olfactory receptor activity. Lineage: Eukaryota; Metazoa; Arthropoda; Insecta; Diptera; Drosophilidae. Gene Ontology annotation, biological process: detection of chemical stimulus involved in sensory perception of smell; sensory perception of smell. Gene Ontology annotation, cellular component: plasma membrane. The record is from RefSeq and is a predicted model, not a curated record.